Hylaeus anthracinus is the source of this 2469-nucleotide messenger RNA. RefSeq lists its product as uncharacterized. The transcript has 3 exons. Bases 1227 to 1601 code for a protein of 124 amino acids. NCBI's taxonomy places the organism in Eukaryota, Metazoa, Arthropoda, Insecta, Hymenoptera, Colletidae. The record is from RefSeq and is a predicted model, not a curated record.
CUCUCUCGCAGUUCACACUCCAGUUAGGAUAGAGCUCAAUGCUCUGAAGUAAAAAAAACAGAAACGGAACAGACUUCCGGAAAAAAGAAAAAGAAACAAAAGAACGAGAAAUAUUACCAGACAGAAUGGCCAAUCAUGCAACAGAAAAAAUAAUUAUCCUCAACAAUUAGCUUCUUUCAACAUUAAGUAACAGCUUUAGUAAGUUAAAGACUAUUUUGAAGGUUUUAUGGGAAUAUUUAAAAAGCAUACGUGUCAAAAAAUUCAUAUAAAUCAAAUAAUUGUAUAAUACAGGAAACUUCAGAAUAAUACAAGUUCCUGCAGUGCGUUCAAGGUAUUGCAAGACUUUUUUUUAUAUAAUGCGAUUCUAGCUAUAGUGAGUAAUGAGUAGACUUGUCUCAGGGACCCAUUUCUUUUUUUUUGUUAAAACUUAUCAAAUCCUGUAGUUUUUAACCUGAAAAGUCCGAAAAUGCAAGUUAAAAGUUUAGGAAACCAACAGUUUAAAAGAUACGGGUAUAUAAAGAUGUGUAUCUUUGGCGUAUUUUGACAGGUUAGUACGACGCCAUAUUGCCUCUACCCAUGCUCUGAUUGGUUUGCAUUUUUUUUGUUUUUUUGUUAUGCCAUAUGUUAUUUAUAUUACUUGUGUCAUAGAGGAAAAUUUUCAAAUAAGACGAUUUUCUGAAACGCGAUUUUAUAGAACGCGUAAUGUGUUAUGACAGUUUAGUGUAUGCUGUAUUACCGACAGAGUAAUUAUAUUACCAAGAGAGAACUCUAUAAUACCGAUGGCGAACGUUACACCUCUGUUGCUAUACUUAUAAACAGAACGGCUAGUACAACCAACCAUUGAGAGGUUUACCACAUGACAAUUCGUUUGUUUAUAUUUAUUCCAAAUCUGUGCGACUGCGUCCACUUCAUCUCUAUUUGGAACUUCAGUUGAGUUUGAUUUGAAAUGAACAUCGUUCGAAAGAAGCCAAAUUGCAGAUUUCAAUUAAAAACAAAUUUGUAAAAAAUAUGAAUUUUAGGAGCGCGAAUUAUCAGCGAUAUGAGAUCGUGUAGAAUUUCUCUUUGGAUGUUUCGAAGACGGUGAGGUCGAACGUGCAACGGAUACCAUAAAAAUGCUUUAUACCGUAAUAAGAAGGUACGUAACAGUGUGCGACUAAUGUAAUUACGCGCGUAAUCGCGAUGGGUUUCUUCAGAGACAGAAGAACGUUUACUUCCAUCGGAGAAAGAUGUAUCAUCGGUUUCGAAUUGCGGUUCUGGCGAUAUUGUGGUGGUUGAGCGUCGCGUCGAGCGAAGGCGACGUCGUCCGCAACGAGGACGUCUGCGGGCCUCAGAAUGGUCGACGACUGUACCUGGAGCUAGGGGAGAAGGGUAUUCUAUAUGCGAAGAACGUUUCCGUUGCGAAGAACGAAGCUAGACAAGACAGGUCACGCAGUUUCGCGAGCAACAGUUCCCAUGCCCAAUGCAGUCUCGAGCUGGUGACCUGUCCAUCCUGCGUUAUUAUUGUUACCUUCCAACACGUUGGUUUGGCUCAUCAUUGCGGCGAUGGUAGCGUUGUGAUGGACAGCCCGUGUAGGAAUUUUUCGUCAACACUUAGCCAAUAGGAGCUAAGGCCAUUCGUCGAUUCGUCGACUCUUAGAAUCAGUCGGCAAGGCUCGUCGGUCGGAAUUGUAAUAUGGCUGCCGCUCAUGCCUUUCGUUCAUUUUUAAUCUGUAUAACCUGUCAGUUUGGAUUUGUGACAUUUGGUUUCUUGCAACAAGACUUUCUGACAUGCAUUAUGCGUACUUUUGAAAACUUAAAGGACUGAAACUGGAAUUAUAAUACAAUAAAUUGUGCGUUACCAAUAGUGGAGCUCUUUGUACAUUUGCCCACUUUAUUUAUUAACAUUUAAAUUUGUUACAACAAGAUUUUCUGCCACGCGUUAUGCAUACUUGUGAAUUUUAUUCUAAUACAAUAAAUUGUGCGUUACACAUAGUGGAUCUUUUUCUUUAUUUCUCAUUUCAUUUUUAACAUUUCAAUUUCUAGCAACAAGACAUUUUGCAAUGCGUUGUGUGUACUUUGGAAACAUAAAAGACUGAAACUGGUAUUAUAAUAUAAUAAAUUGUGGAUUAGAAAUAGUGGACCUCUUUUUUUCAUUUCAUACUUCAUUUUUAACAUUUAAGUUUGUUACAACAAGACUUUCUGCCUUGCGUUCUGUGUGCUUUUGAAAACUUAAAGGACUGAAUCUGUUAUUGUAAUAUAAUAAAUUGUGCGUUAUUCAUAUGACAUUAAUUUUAUUUGCAAAUAACACAUAUAAACCUUGUUUUACUUGCAAAUUAAUGUAGAGCUUAAAAUAAAAAUACAUUAGUCUUUUAUUAUAGUAAGCAUAGAGUCUAGAAUGUACAUAAUGUGUCUGAAGUAAAAGUAUGCACAACACAGGACAGAAAGUCUUGUUCCAAGAAAUUUAUAUGUUACUGAUAAAGUGGAUUACAA